Molecule: messenger RNA, 1343 nt
Organism: Dermatophagoides farinae (American house dust mite)
Lineage: Eukaryota; Metazoa; Arthropoda; Arachnida; Sarcoptiformes; Pyroglyphidae
Product: motile sperm domain-containing protein 2
Cellular component (GO): endomembrane system; endoplasmic reticulum-endosome membrane contact site
Source: RefSeq, a predicted model, not a curated record
UCGUUUAUUUUUUUGGAUCCUUGAGUACCUGUGAACCAAAUAUUUUUGGAGUAUAUAUAAUUUGGUUGGAUUCUAAGAAAAAAAUUCAUUCACUUGUGUAUUCGUUUAUUUUUUCUUCGUUGGAUCCUUGUGUACCAACAAAUAAUCAAUUAACAACAACAGCAGCAGCAGCAGUAUAUAUAAUUCGGUGGCUUGGAUUAUCUUUUUUUAAUUUGAUUUGAUUGAUAUCAAUUUUUUGUAUUCUGACCAAAAGCUUCCUACCAAAGAUGCCUUCCGGAUCAAAUUCCAUCGAUUUAUCGAUUAUGAUCGAAAGAAUUCGUGAACGUUUGGAACGAGAAUUUGGCGAAAAUGAAACGUUAUAUCAUCCGAAUGAUAUCGAAAGAAUUCGUACGGAUUCAUGGCAAAUAGAACGUUAUAUUGAAGAAUAUCAUCAUAAUGAAGAUAAAGCUUAUGAUGCGAUCGUAAAAACAUUGAAAUGGAGAAAAUCUGAACGUGUGAAUGAAAUUCGUGAAACAGAUUUUUUUAAAGAAAUAUGGACAUUCACCAGUGCAGAAAUUCAUGGCCAUGAUCAUCAAGGACGUGCUCUAUAUUGGGUAACAGUACAAAAUGUUUCCAUACCAAAAGAUAUUAUAGAUUUGGCAUAUCGAUUCACUCUUUAUCUUGCUGAACAACUAGAGAAAGUGGCUGGACGUAAUGGCUGUACAAUAGUGGCCAAUGUUCGUCAUGCUGGUUUACGCAAUUUUCAAUUAGAUAUAAUACGAAUGCUUCUAACCCUUCCACAACAUUAUCCUGGUUUAGUACGAUUGUUUUUAUUCGUUGAUCAACCAUAUUUAUUAAGGACUGUGACAAAUAUUUUUCUCAACAUAGUUGAUGAAAAAAUACGCAAACGAAUGGCAUUCAUAUCAAACGCAGAUCUGACAAAAUAUGUCGAUCCAAAAUUGAUUCCAAAAUCAAUGAAUGGUAUGCGAACAAAAUUAUUUCAACCAACAAAUAUACCAUCAAUAAAAGAUUGUUAUGAACGUUUAGGAUUAGGAAUGAAAAUCUGUGAUGAAGUGGAUAAAGCGUUGAACAUUGUUAAAAAACAUUUAAUUUGAAUCCAUUUAAUAUUGUUAAUUCACAUAUAUAGAUAAUCGAUAACCACUAGUUAGACACUAUUUUUAUUUUUAUUUUAUUUUAUUUUUUCAUUUUCAAUUUAUCAUUUUAUUUGUUGUAUUAAUCAAUCAAUUAAUAAUUAAUUAAUAUUCAUGUAAAUUUGUUAGUAUGUGCGUAUAAUAGUGCAUUAUAUAUGAUGAUUUUAAAGUUUGUUUUUUGUUGUUUAAAAAUAAAAAUUUGAAAAACAAAAC